This is a messenger RNA of Ilex paraguariensis (yerba mate), 1030 nucleotides long. NCBI's taxonomy places the organism in Eukaryota, Viridiplantae, Streptophyta, Magnoliopsida, Aquifoliales, Aquifoliaceae. The record is from the annotation of a GenBank genome assembly.
AUUGGAUCGCUCAAUGAUCUCAAUCAUUGAAUCUUUUCGUCUUUGAUCUGUUUAAUUGUUCUGGAGUAUUUUUUUUAUUAUAUAUUCACGCAUACUUACUAUGACGAGUUCUUGUAAAGGUUUCGAUGUUUUCGAGUUCAAAGGGGAUGACGAGAUUUCGGAAAAGAACGCUAAUAGAUAUUCGAGCAAAUUCCAAAACCCUGAUUCAAUCGAUAACUUCAAAUUCCUCGAAACCGUUGCCCAGGGAACCAACGUUCUGUCGAACGAAAUUGGCAAUGUACAAUGUGCGGAUGUUGAUGGAGUCAACAGUGAUCACAAUUGUGACAGUGCUCUUUCAUAUACUCUGCUGGAUGCCGGAGAAGCUCCUAAAAGAAUGUAUGGGUUUGAUGUUGGAUCACAUACUGAUGUUGGUAGUCCUAAGCAACUUAUUGAAGAAAGUUGCUCAAGUCCCAAAAUAUCCCCUGAAUCCAGAACAGAUAAGCUCGAACCUGAAAAUUUAUGUUUUCGGCUUGGAGGCAGUUCAAUCCUUGGAGCAUCUUCAUCUGGCAACAGCCAAUUAAAUUGCAACCUUCUUGAGUCUCCAUCCAGUCAUGACUCAUUUCGUGUGGUCUCAGAUGCUGAUGGAAGCCAGAAUGAGAGAUCUCCGUCAACCUCAUCUGAUAAUGCAGAAGAUGAUGAUUCUUUGGAUGGAGCAUCAUCAGAUCAUGGCUCUGGCCAUUGGGAAAUGGGUGACCGAGAUGCAGUUGCUUUCAAUCCUGAUUAUGUCAUGUAUCAUGAUAUGUAUCAUACAAACUGUGUGUUAACUUUUUCCAGCAGUUGGAUCGAAAUAGAGGGUUCAGUUGGCUAUGGAAACCAAGAAACCUUUAGCUUUCACAGUGCAAUUGAUAAUAUCAGCUAUAUAGAAUCUGAGCUGUCUGGAAAGCAGUCGUGCACCAGUUCAGAGUCCCACUCUUCAAUUCAUGCUCCCAUCGCAAACCAAGGGGCGACUUAUGCUCCAAUCACGGCUCACAACUAUGAAAUCCGCAAGUGA